AUGCCAACAAUCCCGCUCCACCCACGCGUCUCUUCUCCCACCUCCCUCCCCAAUCCCCUCCCCCAAGUCCUUCAGACGCCAACAGGACUUGCAAUCCUCGAACUCCAAGGCACGAUUAACCUCCCAUCGCAAGAAGCUGAAGACGAAUCUACGACCUCCACCAACGACACCCAUGAUCCCUCAAUCCCCACUUUCGAGACCCCAGUUGGCAAGCUCAUGUUCCCCGAUUAUUCGCCACACAGGACUGCGCCUGAUGACACCAAAUGGAUGAAGAGGGUUUAUCUAUAUGUUGGUCGAUACCAGCGCAUGACGGGUGAGGUGAAGAAACUGGCGCAGCCGCUCGCUUUGGUGCAGCGGCGGCAAAAAGAGAUGACCUCUGACUCCGAUGGCGAGGAACUGGAGAUCGUCGAGAUCAUCAAGUAUAAACUGUUCUUUAAGAAUCGGCCUGAGCCUGUCAAUGAUAUUUGA
Aspergillus oryzae RIB40 is the source of this 468-nucleotide messenger RNA. Its product is annotated as Ctf8 family protein. The coding region runs from base 1 to 468 and encodes 155 amino acids. Gene Ontology annotation, cellular component: Ctf18 RFC-like complex. NCBI's taxonomy places the organism in Eukaryota, Fungi, Ascomycota, Eurotiomycetes, Eurotiales, Aspergillaceae. The record is from RefSeq and is a predicted model, not a curated record. Gene Ontology annotation, biological process: mitotic sister chromatid cohesion. The transcript has a single exon.